UAAAGUAUUAAGGGUACACCCUCUGGAAAACAAGAAUUUAUCCAUCCAGAAGACGUCCAGUAGAUGAGGGGCGACAGUGGUUUCAGGGAGUAGAGCCGCCAUCCACUUAUCAAAAGUCACAAAACCUGCGGUGGCAAUCGAAAUAUACACAGAGUCUGAAGUGAUGAUGCAGAACGGCACCGCAGGAGCCCUUCGAUGCACCUUUAAGUCCAAUGAAGUUGUCAGCAGCUCCACCUCAGUGACCUGGAGUUUUCAGUCGAGUCAUCCCGACAAUCGGUUCUACACAGCUCCGUACGUGAUUUUCUACUUUUAUAAUGGGAAAGAAUUCCCGGGACCAGACGAGUUCAAAGAUAGGGUGCAGUUUAUUGGAGACAUAAACAAGAGGGACGUGUCGAUACAGCUGAAUCCAGCUCAGUUCAGCGACAAUGGUACCUUCUUCUGCGACGUGAAGAACCCACCAGACGUGAUGGGAACGCCGGCUCGAAUAGAGCUCAGGGUCGUUCUGAAAGAAUCUUUUCCGCAGAGCAACACCGCCGUUAUAGUCGGAGCAGUUUGUGGUGCUUUAUUUCUGCUCGUCCUCAUCGCAGUAGCUGCCUGCAUUGUCAUGAGGGUGCUUCACAACCGCCAUGAUUAUGAAGGAUGUACGUCCUUGGAAAGUGUGAGUUCUCAGGCUCCAAAGCCACGAAAGAAGGUGGAGUCCAGCCUGGAGGGCUCCAGGUCUACGAGUCCCUCAGGUCCACUACAGGGCCCGGUGAUAUACGCCCAGUUGGAUCACUCGGGCAGCAAAAACUCAUUCCAUAAGAUGGAGCCAGUGGUCUACGCUGACAUUCGGAAAAACUGAAGAGGAACUGGGGACCAAAAAAAUUAAAUGAAACACAGUAAAGUAUCAGCUGCUCUUGGGUAGGGUGGGAGUAUUUCAACAGGGACAUAAAUUGGUGCAGUUUCUUUCUUUUUUCUUCAUCUUUUGUCCUCUGAAAGCAUGAUGCUGAUAAAGUGACGACUCCGUGUGCUUUAAGCAAAGAAACCCUCUAAGUGGACACAUUAAACUACAUUACACACCAUCACAUCAGCCUUGAAAUUCAUCAACAUAAAAGUCACGUUGCCUUCGUAGAUAUCAUUCCACGUGUACAUUUUUUUUUUUUUUUUUUAUUUUAAUUAUCAUAGCUUUGUGCCUACAUUAGGUUCUGCAGGCUGUUGCACCAGCUGAACACGGUAACUUCGAAUUAACUCUUAACUGCUACAAUCGUAACCUUCCUUUCACACCAAACCCGCCAGUUAGUUAAAAUAUAAAUAUCUUAGGUUGUGAUGAUGCAACUGAACUUAGUCAACACUAAUCAAAACAUUGUUGUAGAAAUAAACGUUACUAACUAGGGAUGGCUUGAGAGAGAUUUACAAAAACUAUGUGUCCUAUCACGUGAAGUACUUAUUGUAUUACAAGACAUGUUCGUCCAACUACUUAUCGAUUACUGCUUAUGUACGUUUUUACAGAAGUAAAGGUGGCUGUACAUCAAGCAAGUAUGGUCAUAAACUACACUAGUAACAAACAACACUAUAUAACACAAUAGUUGUGGCCAUUGGCAAUUCUCAUCUCCUGUGAAUGCAGCAUAAAAUAUCUCUUGAGUCCUUGUGUAAUUCAAGUGAUGCUAGCUGCACAAUGCAGAGUGUGUAAAUCCGUAUCAACAUAAAUAUAAAGGGAUGUAUUCUGUCACAAUGUGCUAAAAAUCUCUCUUUCUAACUGUUUUACUAAAGCUGUAUGAUUUAUUAAUCUUGUUUGUUGUAUUAAGUCACCUUUUAGUGUUUUAAUUGGCCUUCUGGCGCAGCAGAAAAUGUACAACUUCUACUCUCACACUCCUUCAAUCAUCCGUUGAUGACUUGGGUACACACACUAAACGUAAACAUGAUGGGUUUUGUCUAUUUUUUUUUUCAAUAAUGUUGAUUUUAAAAAAGGGAAAGUGUUAUUUUGUGCAAUUCUACAUUUGAAAGGAAGGAAAGCAAAAUGAAUAUAGACAAGAAAAUUGCUGGGAAGAAAUCUGUUUUGUAGCAAAAUUUACUUACAGUCAUCCACAACAUGUUAAAUACUACUCACAGUAAUGUUGAAACCAGCUCACUACCGUAUACAACAUAGCAAAGCAAAAUAUCAGACAUGCCAGAAAUCCAGCCAAUCGUCCGACGGCAUUUAAACAGGUGUUGUGACCUCUCAAACUGAACUGAGCCUCUUUGUGAACUGAAGUGAGUCAGUGUUGAUUGGGGCUAAAUAAUACAAAUGAAAAUGACAAAAAUCUGUGAGGUGUGGAGUUACAAAGACGUGAGAUCACCACACCUCUGUAACCCAAUCCUCAUCUCUGCUUGAGGCCAGCAGCUUUAGGCUACACUAGCUAGCCGCUAUCACCUGAACCUCAAACCGAACGGUUGUUGGCCGAAUUGUGUUUGUGGGUAAUGUAGGUGCCAGGUUUCGACGAGGAAGAUUUAAUAUUUUAUGUUGUGCAGCAGUAUUACUCUUAAUCUGUUCAAGUUAUUUCUUAGCUCUUUGUUGUAACUAAUUUUUAUGGUUCUAGAAAAAGUAACGUUCCAACAUGGCUACGAAUUCACACUUAGCUGGUGCAACAGGCUGCAGAAGUUCAUCUCCCCCGGUGGGCAGUUCCAUAGUGAUCUUGUUUUGUAGGGGCUUAUAAUGUAGAGUUAGAUUUUACAUUGCCUUCAGUAACUUUGCAUGCAGUCAUAAUGACAUCUAACUAAAUCUGGUACUCUUCAGCUAGUUAUAAAAACAGAAGAAGGUGUCUGACAUUGUAUUACUGUGAAUGCUUCAGUUUUCUGUAGAGCAUGUUGUUGUGGUACCUUUUUUAAAUCAACUGCCUCCCGUUUGAUUUUCACCUCAGUGGAACAAUGUCUUUAACCAGUUUUUGUUUCCUUACUACUGUAUUUAGUUUUUAAUUUAGGUUACUCUGUCUUGUUUUCUUUUUUUUUUUCUUUUUUUUAAAGUGCAUAUGAUCGCACGGGCAGUGUAACCCAGGGUGUCUUCUACAUCACACUUCCAGAGGUUGUUUUCUGAUUUUAUAUGUGUGAUUCAAAAGAAUAAAAAACGUUUGCUGCUUGUGGUAAUUAGCUGGGCAGUUAAAUAAGCGGGUUAAAACAGAAUGUUACACUGAGGUGAAAUAUCUCCUAUGAAAACUGGGGGCUGUCAAAUGCUAAAUACACUGUUUGCAUGCAAUUUACUAACAUAAGAAUCAUAAUUAUGAAAAUAUCCAUCCUUUUUUUCAUCUUAUCUAUCGUGUAAAAAUUUUUUUUUUACAAACUAAUGGGCCAAAUAUAUUAGAUAAGUUGUUUUCAGAUGCUUUUAAGCUUUAAAAUGCAUUCCAAAUUUGUAUGUUUUUCUUGUGUCUUGAAGCAUUUGAAACUCAAAUUUCUGUUUCACUUUUGUUUUGUUAACGGUUCGGUGACCUACGAGAAUGAUAUUUUUGUUGCAACCAGUCUAAACGCCUUCAGCUUCAGCUUGUGAUUCCGAAUGCAGUAAAUUUCCAUGUUGACCAGUACUUGUAUAUACUUCUUGCUCAUGUAAGAUAUAGUGCUGUUUACUGUAACUCAUUCCAGUGUGGUAUGGCAGUGGGUGUCUUUCCAGAGAAGGAAAGUAGUUUGCUGUAGAGGUCUAGAAAGUUGGUGGCAUGCUUAGUGUUUUCUCUCUUUAGUCUUACUUAUUUGUCACCGCACAACCAAGCGUACAGUAUACAGUGCCUGCAGGAAGUGUUGAGCCUGUUGAUUCAAAAUGGCUUGAAUUAAACAUUUUUUAGUCAAAAGUGUGCACAAAAAAAAACUCUAAUUAAUGUGACGUUUCUUGAGGUUUAAGGCCCUGUUUAUUUCAAUGCCACAUUCAUAUUAAACCCAAAAGAGCCAUUGUUUUAAUGAGAGAGAGAUCACAUGAUAUAAUUGUUAAACCUGGAAUCCAAAACUUGUUUAGGCCACUGAGGGGCAGCAGAAACAAGUUAAGAACGCAACAUCAACAUCGUCACAAGUGCAAACAAGUUGAAAUGUUGAACCUGUUAGCAAACAUUUGCUUAUUUACACACCCAGCAGUUAGGGAGCAACAUUAUCAUUAAUUUGGUGUCAUGUUUCUGUCCACCGGAUGAAUGUACGUCAAAUAUUCUUUACGCUGAGUUUUUCGUGUCAACCAACACCUGAGGGAAAUUUCUGGCUUUUUAGCUGCUCGGUGCUCCUCGAUGUUCACCAACUAGUCUUAAACUGUCAGUCUGCUGUUUUGUACUGAGAAGUUUGUGUACAGUGGGUUUUUAUCAGAGCCUUUUCUCUGAAAACAGCACUAUGAGAGUGAACCCAAACAGUUAAGUUCAGGCUGGACAGCUGAACAGUGAGCUGAAACUCACUACAAGUGACCCCUUUCACAUUAUUUUCAGUAUCAUUUCAUACAUUUUUAUUAUAAAAAAUAUAAUUUAUUACCGUUUUGAACACAUCCAAGAUGGAAAAGAUUAUGUUUACAAGUUAAUUUAGCAUAAACUAUUAUUAGCAAGUAUUGCUUCCUUGUCCUGAGUAGGGUUGAUUGUAUCAUUGUGAAUGUUUCAGCCUUAUUACGAGUUAUUUAUCACAGCAUGUACCUUACAUGACUAAAGGUCUGUAGCCAUGAUAGCGGUUACGCUCAUCAAAACCCUGACAAAUAAAACGAUCAACACAGAACAAUGGACAGAACAUGCUUCAGAAAUCACAAUCCCAAUAGAUGAGAAAAAUUUUAUCUUAUAAAGUUCUAAUGUUAGCAUUUAGCCCUAUUGGCCCACAGUUAGCAUGUUAACAUAUGUGAGUUACAUUUACAACAUUUAUUAUAUUAGCAUGCUAACAAUGAAAAAAAAUAUUUAGCCUAGUAGUUUGCCAACAUGCUAACAUUAGUAUGUUCACUUAUUAAAGAGUAAUUUGAUACCAGGAUAAAAAGCAAUGUGUUGUGGGGUGUGGUCACAAGGUACUGACACAUCACUGCUGCAAGGUGAGAAGCUAAACCAAUGGAGGACAGCAAACAAGCUUUUAAGCUGACAUAGUAGUAUGCUAACAUUGCAUAUCUUACCAUAAUAUGCUAGUAUUUAGUAUGUUAGCAAAUAUCUCAAAAUAUACAAAAAAAAUACAAGCUUGCUUAAAUUCAGGCAUUCGUUUUAGAGGAAAUUUAGCCUGAAGUCAGGAACCACCAAGUGAUCAGGAUACAUACCCUCGUCCUUUGGAGACUUUGAAUGUUUGUACCAAAUAUCAGGGCAGUUAAUCCAGAAUGUGAACUGACACGAGUGCACAAUAUCAACACAGUUUUCUCCUGUUAUUUUCAAUUGUACACUUCUGACUAAAAAUUGUAAUACAUUUCUUCUCUAUAGUUAUUUCAGUUGUUUUUCUUACUUUAAAGCUUAACUUUUGUAUUUUUCAACCUGGACUAUUUUCCCCAUAUUUUUGUGUCUAGGUGACUAAUUGGGCCCACAUUUUUAGAAAUUGGUCCAGUACUGAGUGUGCUGCGGUGAAACUAGGCUGCAACGUAAUCUUUGCGGGAAAUUGCGCCCCAUUAAAGUAUGUUCAUUCAUUCAAGUGCUUGUUUUCGCAACUGACAUGCUGAGAUUGUUAUUAAAAGUAUCCCACAACAUUAUGGAAAGGAUUCCUACAGAGAUGGACCUUUUUAUAAAAAAAAGUAAGAUAAUUUGUUGCUUAACCAGAAACAGUCGCCAUAUCAUUCUUAUCAAAGCCACCAGACUCCCAUGACAAAUCUACAGCUGCCUCGAUCAAUUAGUUUGCGUUAUUGUCUGACUUUGGUGUUUUUAAUCCUUUAAAACACCAAAUUCACACAACCACAUAAACAAACUAACCAACUGAGGCAGCGGUAGAUCAGCAACUCUCGUGUUCUGCAAUGUAAAAUUACUGUUUUUAUCAGUGGAGGCUGGUGGCUUUGACAAGAAUGAUAUAGUGACUGUUACUGUUUAAACAAAAAGGACCUUACUCUUUGAAUUAUAAGGUGUAGGUAGAAAAAUACAGAAGUUACCCUUUAACUUAUUUCAAACAGUCUGUGCAUGGGGCUAAAUACUUAUUUACUUUGAACAUAUUUUAGUUAAUGACUACCGUCUGACUGAAGAAAAUCUUAAUUCGGUCCAUUUUGACUUGACUGUGGCUGCUACAACACACACUGCAGGCGCUGUUGUCUUCCAGAUUUGUUUUAUCUUUCAUGUUCAAGUCUUUUCUGGUUUUUUUUGUUUUGUUUUUUUUUACUAGUUAGCAUGUAUUUUGAUGUAUUCACCAAAUCAAAAAGAAAACAACCUCUAUGAUACCGACCAACCUUUACUGCUGGUCGCUUUGCUCCUGAUUGUGACUUGUUGCAGUGUUUAGUGCUGUUGUAGAAAUUGUGAUGUAAACUAUAAAUUAUGAAAGAUUUCCAGUUUGACCAAGUUCACACGCAAUGUUGGGUGUGUUGGUGUUGAGUGAAUGCCGCUUGCAAUGUUCCCUCCACUCAAGACGAGUCUUAAAGUGCGUGUUUAGUGUGUUUUCGAUGGUAAAUAGUUGUGUGUUAUUUGAGAAUUGUUUGGUAUGUUCUGUUGUAAAAUCUGCACUAUGUCUUGCAUAUCAAAGACAACAAAUUCCCUGUGAUUUUUGUUUUUGGUUCAUCUCGGAAUGACCUUGGCCUCUGUUUAACUCUUUAAAACUGGAAUGUUGUACAUUUAGUGCCUUUUUACAUUUCAUCAGCUAACUUGAACAUCUGCUCCAAAUAGAAAAGAUAAGAUUCAUUUAUUUUCCUUUUUAUUGUAUGUAUUUUUUUAUACACAUAAUAUCGCCUCUGUAUCCACUGUUCAAAUUUUAUAUAAAACUUAUUCCCGGCCAAUUA
This is a messenger RNA of Micropterus dolomieu (smallmouth bass), 6841 nucleotides long. RefSeq names its product myelin protein zero-like 1 like (gene mpzl1l). The record is from RefSeq and is a predicted model, not a curated record. The transcript has 6 exons. The coding region runs from base 164 to 841 and encodes 225 amino acids. NCBI's taxonomy places the organism in Eukaryota, Metazoa, Chordata, Actinopteri, Centrarchiformes, Centrarchidae. Gene Ontology annotation, cellular component: membrane; focal adhesion; cell surface.